AACGGCAAUGCCACAGCAAAAGCGUGUCCGGUUUAAGGAGGAUGAGCAGCAGGUGAAGAACCUGCACCACCUCGAAAGUGGUGCGGUGUACGGUGCCCUGCUGGUUGUGGUCGGAUGUGGGCUACUGACGAGCUAUCUAGCCACCCGGCUGCCCCCAGCACUGACGGUGGGAGAUUUGGAGCGCGCCCCGAACGCUUUCAUAGCGGAGCGAGCAUGGGCCAGCCUAAAGACGCUCAACGACCUUGGACCUAAACCAGCGGGAAGCCAGGCGAACGAAGUGUUGGCGUACGAAUUUCUACUCCAAGAGGUACAGCGCAUCAACGCGUCGAAGCACGACAGCCAACAGCUGGAAGUGGACAGCCAGACAGUGACGGGAGCGUUUAGCAUCUCGCUGCUGAACCAAUCGAUGACCAGCGUGUACCGGAACGUGCAGAACCUGGUGGUACGGCUGGCCGGAAGCGAUGUGCACCAGCAUGCUUUGCUGCUGAACUGUCACUUCGACACGGUGGCAAGCAGCCCGGGCGCUAGCGACGAUGGUGCCAGCUGUGCCGUGAUGCUGGAAAUUCUGCGCGUCCUGUCCCGUCGACCGGUGCGUACGCGCCACACGGUAACGUUUUUGUUCAACGGUGCGGAAGAGACGAUGCUGCAGGCGGCACACGGCUUCAUCACGCAGCAUCCGUGGGCGGCUGACGUGCGCGCCUUUCUCAACCUGGAGUCAUCCGGAUCCGGUGGCAAGGAGGUACUGUUCCAGGCUGGGCCCCACCAUCCCUGGCUCAUUGAGGCGUACGCGCGUGCCAUCCGCCAUCCGUUCGCACACACCGUCGGGGAGGAGAUUUUCCAGCUAGGCCUCAUUCCCUCCGAUACGGACUUUCGAAUGUUUCGCGAUUACGGCGAGGUGCCCGGGAUGGACUUUGCCCACAUCGCGAACGGGUACCGGUACCACAAGCGCUACGACUCGAUGGAUUUUCUCUCGCUCGAUGUGCUGCAGCGCACCGGCGACAAUGUGCUCGCCCUGACGCGCGAUCUGGCCGAGAGCGAUGAGCUGGCCGCGUCCGACCUACCGGUCGGGGAGACCGUGUUCUUCGACUUUAUCGGACUCGCGUUUGUGCAUUACUCUGCCUCCAGUGGCCGUUUGAUUAAUCUGGCAGUGGUGGUACUUUCCCUUAUCGUGCCUUUGAUGUGCUUUGCCCGUGCGCGUUUCGAUGACGUUCUGCGGGAAGUUAUCGUCGGACUGGUGGGCACCGUGUUUGGGACCGUUUUCAGUAUCAUCGCUUGUACCACCAUUGCGCGCCAGUUGGACUUUUUCGGAAAAAGCAUGACCUGGUACACGAACACCCAUCUGAUCUUGGGACUAUACUGCUGCCCGGCACUACUGUCGCAUUGUUUCGUGUACCUGUUUCUGACUACUUUCUACACCAACAGUAAGAGCAAUCUGUCGCUCGGUCAAAUGACCCAGGCCCGGCUGGUUGGUGUGAAUGUGUUCUGGAGUGCGGUAACGCUUGCCGCUACCGUGGCCGGCUACCGAAGCGGCUACAUUCCUAUGGUGCUACUCGUCUGCUCCCUUGCGUCCUCCACGCUUAACCUGCUCUUCAACGCAACUCGAACGCAUCGAGCUUGGAUGUACAUUCACCUAGCCGGCCAGCUGCCCGCACUGCUCUGGGCCACUAACUUCUACAACGUGCUCAUUGCACUGUUCGUACCGAUCACGGGCCGAUUUGGAGGGUCGCGCAAUCCGGAAGUGUUUAUCGCGCUGCUAGCCGCUGGCGGUACGCUUCUCUGCUGCAGCUAUUUAAUUCCAUUCAUUGCUCAGCUGCGCAAAAUGAUGAAUUUCACCGCCAAACUGUCAGCCAUUACCGUGCUAACGCUUGUGCUGGCAUGCUUAAGCCCCCUCGGAAUGCCGUAUCGGGAUGAGAGUAUGGCCACGGAACCGACCCCCCAGCGACACUACGUAACGCACACUUUUCGAGUGUUUCACGAUGAGUUCGGCCUGUACAAGAGCACCGACGCGGGAUUCUUUUUCCAGGAGAUGGAUAGAAACACGCGUGCCACGAUCGAAGAGUUCGUGGCACCGGGCGAAAGCCUCACUCCGAUGCGUCAGAUGGACUCGUGCCGGGCGGAGCUGUUCUGCGCGCUUCCCUUCUACUCUCUCUGGCAUCAGAUGCGUUUCAACAAUUACUGGCUGCCCGGACCCGAACCGCUCUACGAUAACAUGGUCACAAUGGCUUAUCUCGGCACCGAGCAGCUCGAUUCGCACACUCAGCGCUUGGUGUUCGCGAUGGAAGGAAGUAUACAGUCGUCGAUCGUGGUAGGGCCGAAGGAGGGCGUACAGUUGGUCGGAUGGUCGCUGCUGGACCAUGUGCCCCGGCCCGCCAAGUUCGGCGGUCGGGAGGGCCAUUUUGUGUUCAUCACACACGGCCUGCCGGGCAAGGCGUGGAACGUAACGCUCGAUUUGCGGUACGACCAACCGAAGCCUACCGGCGAGCUGGUGGACAUUGUGGUUACGACCAAGUUCUGGGAGUACCAUCACAUGCAUACGCCCGAGUUCGAGCAGCUGCUAGCAAAAUUCCCUUCGUGGUCGCACGUCGUCCCAUCGGUGGCACUGGUGAGUGUGUUUCCGCUCUGAUACCCGCUCCUGUGGCUCUGCAACUCACCGUCCCAUUGGGGACGGGGAUGGAACGGUUACGCUGUCCGUUCGAUUAUGUAAAUUUUAAUAAACCGAUCGAUAAAUAACGUUUGA
This is a messenger RNA of Anopheles gambiae (African malaria mosquito), 2737 nucleotides long. Its product is annotated as endoplasmic reticulum metallopeptidase 1. The transcript has 4 exons. The record is from RefSeq and is a predicted model, not a curated record. Lineage: Eukaryota; Metazoa; Arthropoda; Insecta; Diptera; Culicidae. Gene Ontology annotation, biological process: proteolysis. Gene Ontology annotation, molecular function: metalloexopeptidase activity. Bases 8 to 2623 code for a protein of 871 amino acids.